GCAACUUUUGUUCCCACUGAAAUUGCAAUUUUUUUUCCUACCCUAACAUCAUAACCUCAAAUUCCUGUCUUGUUCUUAAUCUGAUACAUCAACAACACUCCUUUUACAACCAUAUACCACUUUUGUGUCUCAAUGGAUAUGGGUUCUGAGUUUCAUCUCAAUCAAGAAAUUCUUUUCGAGAUUUUGAGUCGAGCAACGUUAGAAACACUAGAUACAUUCAAAGUGGUUAGUAAGGAGUCAAAAGAGUUGGUUGAGGAAUCGUGGUUCAUUAGAAAUUACGCUGAAAAAACAAAGAAUUUCAUAGGGUAUAUUGUUGAAAAACUUGAACCCCAUAGAUGUUCUUACACCUUUGUAUCCAUCAAUCCAUCCUUGGGGGUUCCAGGUAUUUCUAUGGAGUGUUUUUGCGGGAUGACAAUUUUGGCAUCUUCUGAACAAGGAAUCUUGUGCUGUCGAAAGUAUGAAGAUAGAUCCCAUCAUUAUUAUGUUUGUAAGCCAAGCACUAGGCAAUGUGUUGAGUUGCCUACCCCAAGAGGACGAGCCAUAUUCCCGAACUGGUUUGGUUUGACAGUUCUUAAAUCUAAUCCCCUUCAGUACAAAAUAAUUAGAUUGUCAAGGCAAUCCGGGAAAACAGGUUUCAUAUGCCAGAUUUUCGAUUCAAAAUUCUGGACAUGGAGACAAUCGGAAAACAUCAUAAUGGAAGGCUGCAGUGUUUUUUCCUUUCAACCAAGUGUUUGUAUAGGCGGCAUACUCUAUUUGCUAACAGAUCGCAAAACAGUUUGGGCUUUCGACUCUGCAACCGAAACUCACUCAGAGUUUCUAGGACCAAUAACGACAACCGAAGACAACAGAAGCUGCUGCUGUGAAGCAAUCGUUGAGUACAAUGGAAAGCUAGGAUUUACAUCCGUGUACAAAUGGGAAGAAUUGCGUCUUUGGGUGCUAGAAGACUACAGGUGGGAGAUAAAGAAAGUAGUGGAAAUUGAUAAGAAGAAUAGGAGGUUGAUAGGGUGCAGUCUUGCGGACAUGGCACUGAUGAUAGGGUAUGGUCAUCAAGUGAGCGGUUCCUAUUCUCAUCAGACUAUUUUCCCGUUUAGGUCAGAUUGGGAGCCGGUGGAUUUGGAGGAUGGAUGCAUGCUGGGUGGUUUGGAAGAGAUGUUCACUAGUUAGCU
Molecule: messenger RNA, 1166 nt
Organism: Ipomoea nil (Japanese morning glory)
Lineage: Eukaryota; Viridiplantae; Streptophyta; Magnoliopsida; Solanales; Convolvulaceae
Product: F-box protein At5g49610-like
Exons: 2
Coding region: 133-1164 (343 amino acids)
Source: RefSeq, a predicted model, not a curated record